Meyerozyma guilliermondii ATCC 6260 is the source of this 1278-nucleotide messenger RNA. Its product is annotated as Zn(II)2Cys6 transcription factor domain-containing protein. Gene Ontology annotation, biological process: regulation of transcription by RNA polymerase II. Gene Ontology annotation, molecular function: DNA-binding transcription activator activity, RNA polymerase II-specific; zinc ion binding. NCBI's taxonomy places the organism in Eukaryota, Fungi, Ascomycota, Pichiomycetes, Serinales, Debaryomycetaceae. The coding region runs from base 1 to 1278 and encodes 425 amino acids. The transcript has a single exon. The record is from RefSeq and is a predicted model, not a curated record.
AUGGCUCCAAAGCGACAUGGUUCAAGAAAAAAUAAAUGCAUUAGUUGCAGAAAGUUGAAAAUCAAGUGCAAUGAAGCGAGACCAAUUUGCGAAUACUGUGAUCACACGAAUCGUCAAUGCGUAUAUGAGGACGAUUCUCCUUCAUCAGACUCUGGUUCUGACACCUCCGAAGCUGUGAUUUGGAUGAAACAGGGCCUGUUGAAUGCCCUUAGUCGGCACCUUGGAAUCACCUCAUUUGAGUUCCAAUUGCUACGAUACUUUGACGAAAUCGUAGUACCAAAAAAAAUCAAAGAUGCCUCUGCGCAACGGCUCUGGCUGGUCCAAGUGCCCCAACUUUUCCAGGGCUCGCCCUUGGUUCGUAAUAGCUUGCUUUCACUCAGUGCUGUGAGCGUACGAGGUCUUUGUGACUUAACAAGUUGGGUGGAAGUGGCAGAAGUGGACGAAGAAGCGCGAGGAAUGGCAUUAUCGGCGAUGAGCGAAACUCCCAAUUCUCGACAAAAUUUGAUCGAAUUGAUCGAUAUGUACUACAUGAGCACUAUAAAGCAUAUGAGUGCACGAAUGGCCGAACUUUCAACUGGCGUUAGAAAAAUCGCUACCGUUGAAGAGGCGGCAGAACUCACGUUUUCCGGUUCCAUGUUCUUCACAUUCCUAGCAUUACAGUCCAAUAAUCUCUUGCCGUUGCUAAGCUUUGAUCCUGCCCAGCCAGACCUCAUUUCCAUCUGUCAGGGCGUGAAGGAAACAUUGAUGAUGUGCUACCCAAUGCUUCUCGGCACUUCAUAUUCGGCCUUGUUCCAAAGUAAAGAUUUUCCAAACAUACCAGAGACCACCACGAAAUACCCGUUUGUGGAAUACUUGAUCGACUACGUUCUGCAACUACACAGCGACGGAGAUGUGACCGAAACCCAACUAAAACACUACACCAAUUCAUUGCGAAUGUUGGAGCUUCUCUUCACUGCUUCUGUCGCACACAAGUCAAGCAUGAUUCUUUAUCGAUGGGUUUUUUUGAUUGACAGUGAAGUCUACGACUAUAUACGCCAUGAAAAUGCGUACUUUGGCUUCAAGCUACUCUACGCUUACUGCUGCUUGAAUAUUUUUUGCAAGUUUUACACCAGCCGCAGGGCCAAUAUGUGGCUCGAUUAUAUCGAGUGGUACAAAUUGUACAGUAUGAAAAAUGGGUUCUGGCGAGACGACUUUGACGAGAAUCUCUACCGCAUGGUGUACGCCAACUUUUUGUUCAACAGCGGAGACCUAAGUAUCUUGAAUAGGUUUCUACCAUGA